This is a messenger RNA of Populus nigra (black poplar), 2747 nucleotides long. RefSeq lists its product as uncharacterized. The transcript is spliced from 22 exons. Gene Ontology annotation, biological process: pyrimidine nucleobase biosynthetic process; CTP biosynthetic process. NCBI's taxonomy places the organism in Eukaryota, Viridiplantae, Streptophyta, Magnoliopsida, Malpighiales, Salicaceae. Gene Ontology annotation, molecular function: CTP synthase activity; identical protein binding. The coding region runs from base 333 to 2150 and encodes 605 amino acids. The record is from RefSeq and is a predicted model, not a curated record.
AACGCAUCUCAAACCCGCCGCCCCUGAAGCAAAAACACAAGAGAGGAGAGAAGGCCCUUUGAUGGGUUUAAGGAGGGAAGGUUUUUUGAGCAUCUUUCUUUCUUUAUCUUGAUCUUGAUUGUUUCUAUUAUCCCAUUCGUGGGUUUUGUUUGAUUUGAAAGAGAGAAAGAGUACUCUUUUGUUCAUAUCUUUCUUUUCCUAGACCAAGAAAGGAAGAAAGAACACCACCAUAUAUUUGCUAAACAGCAGAGAAAGCAGAAGCAAAAAAAGAAAAAGAAAGUGAGGGUUGGCUUUGUAAAGACCGUCAUUGAAAACAAGAAAGAGCAUUGACAAUGAAGUACGUAUUGGUUACUGGUGGUGUGGUUAGUGGACUUGGCAAAGGUGUUACAGCCAGUAGUAUUGGUCUUCUCCUCAAAGCCUGUGGCCUUCGAGUUACUUCUAUUAAGAUUGACCCUUACCUAAAUACUGAUGCGGGCACUAUGUCUCCUUUUGAGCAUGGGGAGGUCUUUGUCUUAGAUGAUGGCGGCGAGGUGGAUUUGGACCUUGGUAACUAUGAGCGUUUUCUAGACAUUAAGUUAACCCGUGACAAUAAUAUCACCACUGGAAAAAUAUACCAGUCUGUUCUCGAGAAGGAGAGGAGAGGAGAUUAUCUUGGAAAGACUGUGCAGGUAGUUCCACACAUCACAGAUGCCAUCCAAGAGUGGAUAGAGCGUGUAGCCUUCAUACCAGUGGAUGGAAAAGAAGGUCCAGCUGAUGUUUGUGUCAUUGAACUUGGUGGAACUAUAGGGGACAUUGAAUCGAUGCCGUUUAUUGAGGCACUUGGCCAGUUCUCUUAUCACGUGGGCCCUGGAAAUUUCUGCUUGAUCCAUGUCAGCCUGGUACCUGUUCUUAAUGUUGUUGGUGAACAGAAAACGAAGCCUACCCAGCAUAGUGUUAGGGGGCUUAGAGGACUUGGAUUGACUCCGAACAUUCUAGCUUGUCGCAGCACAAAGGCACUCGAAGACAAUGUUAAGGCCAAACUAUCCCAAUUUUGUCAUGUGGCAGCUGAAAACAUACUCACCCUGUAUGAUGUCCCAAACAUCUGGCACAUUCCUCUGCUUCUAAGAGAUCAGAAGGCACAUGAAGCAAUCUUAAAAGGACUGAACCUUCUAGGUGUUGCCAGGGAGCCUGAUUUACAGGAGUGGACUGCUAGGACAAGAGUCUAUGACAUACUGCAUGAACCUGUUAGAAUUGCCAUGGUUGGAAAAUAUACUGGACUUUCAGAUUCUUACCUCUCUGUUUUGAAGGCUCUUUUGCAUGCUUCUGUCGCUUGCCGGCGGAAGCUUGUUGUAGAAUGGGUUGCUGCAGGUGAUCUUGAAGAUGUUACUGCUAAAGAGGCACCUGAUGUUUAUAAAAAUGCUUGGGAUCUUUUGAAGGGAUCCGAUGGUGUUCUAGUUCCAGGAGGGUUUGGUGAUAGAGGGGUUCAAGGAAAAAUUCUUGCUGCUAAGUAUGCUCGUGAGAACAAAGUUCCAUUUCUGGGCAUUUGUCUGGGGAUGCAAAUUGCUGUUAUUGAAUUUGCACGAUCUGCUCUUGGUUUGCAUGAUGCAAACAGUACAGAAUUUGAUCCUGAAACUUCCCAUCCUUGUGUCAUUUUUAUGCCAGAGGGUUCAAAAACUCACAUGGGGGGGACUAUGCGUCUGGGGUCAAGGAGGACUUAUUUCAAAGUUCCAAAUUGCAAAUCUGCAAAGUUGUACAGCAAUGCCAGUUUUGUUGAUGAGCGUCAUCGGCAUAGAUAUGAGGUCAAUCCAAACAUGGUAUCACAAUUUGAAAAUGCUGGUCUAUCAUUUGUUGGCAGAGAUGAAACUGGUCAGCGCAUGGAGAUCAUUGAACUACCGAGUCAUCCGUACUUUGUUGGUACCCAGUUCCAUCCUGAAUUCAAGUCAAGGCCAGGAAAACCUUCGGCUCUUUUCUUAGGACUUAUAGCAGCAGCAAGUGGGCAGUUGGAUGCUGUCUUACAAAAUUAUGGUCAUGAAAGUAAGCUAUUGCCAAAUGGAAUAAGCAAUGGAAAACCAUCAGUGAAAACCUACCAAAACGGCAAUGCCAUUAAGUCUUCCAAUGGAUCACUAAAUGGUGUAUAUAGCAAUGGCAAUGGCAAUGGCGUGCACCAUUAAGGAAGUGCGCUCUGAUUAUGGUUUCAGUUUUUGAAGGGCUUUCAAUAGUCUUCGGUUUUUCUUUGUACAGCCGUUGAGUAUGGGGUAGAUUAUUUUAGCUCUCAAGUGACUUGGCUUAGGAGAAGGUUGUGGAGUCCGAACUCUUGUAACAACGAAAUUUUCCAGUUUGUCAGUAAAAUAUGGGCUUGAGUUGCAGCAUCACCCUCUUGGUGGACCAAGUGUCCUUUUUAAGUGGGAAUUUUGGCUGUUAAUUUGUCUUAGAAGAAGGAAUGUUUCAAGUCUACCCUUCUAUCAUCAACAUAGGAAUUGAUACUGGUUGCAGUGAUACACCAUGACAGAAGCAGGCAUCCCUGGUGACUACUUUUGGCAAUCAAUUGAUUGGUUCUCUCCUCACGCAUCGACCGGCCGUCCUCCUUUCUUUCGGUCGCUCUUCUAACUUUGUAAGGCAAUGGAUGUGUAAACUUCUGUUGCUCGGAGGCAUUUGCAGACAUUCCAUUUUCUUAAAUAUUUGUCUUGUAUGUCACGGAUAAGUUUGAUGUUUUUCAAUAGCUUUCCCCCCAAAUGGUUGCAAAGAAUGAAAGAUACGGAAAUUUCAUA